AUGUCUUCUACGAAGAAAAUCUCUCUGCUGAGCUCUGAUGGGGAAGUCUUCGAGGUUGACGAGACUGUGGCUAUGGAGGCUCUGACGAUCAAGCACAUGAUAGAGGAUGAUUGUGCUGACGACACCAUUCCUUUGCCCAACGUGACCAGCACAAUUUUGUCGAAGGUCAUUGAAUACUGCAAGAAGCAUGCCGUGGCUCCCAAAUCUGAUGAUCAUGUUAGUGACGCCGAUAAUGAUCUCAAGUCUUUUGAUGCUGACUUUGUGAAGGACCUGAAGGAUGACCAGAACACGCUGUUUGACCUCAUUCUGGCUGCAAACUAUCUCGAUAUCAAGAGCCUUUUGGAUCUGACUUGCCAAACAGUGGCUGACAUGAUGAAGGGGAAAUCUAUAGAGGAGAUUCGCAAGACAUUUCACAUCAAGAAUGACUAUACACCAGAAGAGGAAGAUGAGGUUCGCAGACAGAACCAAUGGGCCUUUGAAUGA
This is a messenger RNA of Ilex paraguariensis (yerba mate), 483 nucleotides long. NCBI's taxonomy places the organism in Eukaryota, Viridiplantae, Streptophyta, Magnoliopsida, Aquifoliales, Aquifoliaceae. The record is from the annotation of a GenBank genome assembly.